AUGGACGAGGCCCGCAACCGUACGCCUUCACCCGUCUCACCACUCAAGGCCUCCGAUCAACCUCCCGAGUCUCCAACUACAGCCCGAGAAUUGGAUUUUGACAGUGAUCAAGAGACCGGUACUACAUCUAAUCCCGCAAUAGCAAAGAUGGACCCUACCCCUCGACCUCCUCCCAAAGACGAUGCUCCUCCUCUAAAGUCCCCAAGACCAAUCGACCCCCGUGAGCAAGCUGAGAACACGUUGAGAGAAGCAUUUCCCUCCAUUGACAUCAACGUCAUCAAGGCUGUCCUGACCGCAAGUGGUGGCAACGUUGAACCAGCUUUCAAUGCAUUGUUGGGCAUGAGCGAUCCAGAUUCCCAACGAGAACCAGAACCCCCAGCCAAACCUCCUAGACCAACUCAGCAACAACCUCCUACAUCCACGAAAUUGAGCCAGUUGGAAGCGGACGAAUUAUAUGCGAGACAGCUUGCCGAGCAUUAUGGUGGGUCGGAGACACAGCACCGAAGGGGUUCUGGAGGAAGGUUCAAUGAACAUCUUCAAGGGUCAAGAGUUGGCCGACCUGGUGCCAACCCCAACCCCGAUGAAGUUCCAUGGCGGAGUUUCGUAGAUGAUGACCUUCCCGAGAUCCGCGACAACAUUCGCAAGGGUUUCCAAGAGACGCAAAAGACUGUGAACAGUUGGAUAAGCGCCUUCAAGAAAAGUUUCGACGGCGAAGAUGAGGAUGACCCAGACUAUCGCCCGCCACAACCGCCUCGUCCUGGCCAACAAGUACAAGGAGGAGGAAAUUAUCCGGCCUCAGGCGGCUACCCUAAUCGUCGCAGUGCCGAUGUGCGACGGUCUGCAGAUAUGCAGCGUUACGACGCCGACCCUCAACUCAUCAGCGACGAUUUCUCGAGGCUCGAACUUCGCGAUGGAGAAGCCCCACCACGCACAUCCAGCCGCCCACUGGCAAAUCCCAACCUUUUCCGCUCAGGCGCUGCUGACCCCGACCGCCGGCCCUCCCCGGGGGGGAACCGCAAGGUAUCGUUUCAAGACGGCCCUCCAGAGGAGAUUCAGGACAUGUACUCAUCGGCCAAUACGAAGCCCUCUCCCGCCACGACGGCGACGGCACCGUCGUCGGGAGGAAAAGCUAGCAAAUGGCAGCCUCUCUCCACUGUGGAUCCUAGCCCCGUGGCAGACAACGACCCAUUUAGCCUUGGUGACAGUGACGAGGAGAAAGAUGCCAAGCCUAUCACACUCAAGGAGGAUGAUGCCCCUGCCCCUGCCGGCACAAGCACUACUGAAGAGGGUAACAAGAAGGCCACAACUGAUGAAGACGAAAGAGUCAAGAAAGCCACUGACGAGGCGAUUAAGGAGAGUAUAGCUAGUGAGGCUAAGUGA
Messenger RNA from Exophiala aquamarina CBS 119918, 1380 nucleotides. RefSeq lists its product as uncharacterized. Gene Ontology annotation, molecular function: ubiquitin binding; ubiquitin conjugating enzyme binding. The transcript has 3 exons. Lineage: Eukaryota; Fungi; Ascomycota; Eurotiomycetes; Chaetothyriales; Herpotrichiellaceae. Bases 1 to 1380 code for a protein of 459 amino acids. The record is from RefSeq and is a predicted model, not a curated record. Gene Ontology annotation, biological process: ubiquitin-dependent protein catabolic process. Gene Ontology annotation, cellular component: cytoplasm.